GAUAUAAAUUCCAUUAUCUGUACCAACCAUCAUCUCAAUUGGGGAACGCAACGCCCUCUACUCGUGCUCAAGAUGAACGCCUCAAUGCUGUUGCAAUGUGUACGUCGUCAGGCACGGUGUGCGGUUAAAUCCUCCUCCUCGAAUUGGUGCUUGAAGCCCUUUCAGCAACGAACAUUUUCGAGCUCCAGACCAUGGCAAAAGCCAGGUAAAUCGCCUCAGCUUCCAACGGCAUCUACGAGCAAAAUUGAAGCUAAUCAUAUCUAGGUGUCAUCCCAAAAUUUACCAAGACCUCGUCCGAAGAACUUGACACUAUCCUCAGCGACGUGCGCAAUACCUACAUCAUCCCAGCCUACCUAUCCGCCCAACAAAAAGAGCUCAUAACCAAAGGGAAACACCGCAAAAUGCUCGAAAACGACGAGGUCUUCGCCAAUAUCGGCGGCGAAAGAAUUCACCUUACUCCAAUAACGCUAUGGUUUCGGAACCCCUUAGAAAAAAGCAUCCUAGAUGCCAUAAAGAAGAUGAACGACAAGGACGUGGAAAACAUGAUCCCUUUACUCGAGGGUCUCAUGCAAACUGAAUCUCGCAUACCACGCGCAGUCGUUUGGGUCCGCCGAAUAAUCAAACUUCUCAGCGAUCACAAUCGAGAGGAUCUGGUGCUGGCGUAUGUUCGACAAGCUUCCGAUACUGGCUUCCCGCUUGCCAACAAUAGCCUGGUCCGAAGUGUUAUGGUUUCGUUCCUUCAUAAAGCCAUGAAGGCAGAAUGGGAACCUGUGGCCACGAAACAAGCAUUAUCUUGGUGUGAACAGGUUCUCGAUCUGUUGGAGGAUCCAAAGUAUAAGCCUUCACCCCCAGAGAACGACCCACGACUUUGGUACGCGGUACUCUCGCCACCUAUCUUUCUUACUGCAAAACUAGCACAACAACCAGGCGGUGAAGCGGAGAAGGAAAAGCUUGAGGACUAUGUUGCUAGAAUGUUGCGAUUAGAGCGUCCACAACUGAUUACUUUCAAUGGUGAUGCUCGCAAACAUUUUUGGCUAUUAACACAUGUGACCCAAUACGACGCAACACAGGCAGCACUCGAAGUCUUGGAGCCUCGCUCGGAGGUCGGGGGUGAAUUGAAGAAGUUUUCUGCGCAGUUGAAGGAGCAUCUCGAUACAUUAUAUAACGAACUGGUAGGGACUGAGUGGGUAGCUCAGAAGGAGCGUGCGGGUAUGACAGACUACGAAAAGACGUUUGGGAAGCGCUGAUCAUAACAAUGAGUCAA
This is a messenger RNA of Hymenoscyphus albidus, 1264 nucleotides long. The record is from the annotation of a GenBank genome assembly. Lineage: Eukaryota; Fungi; Ascomycota; Leotiomycetes; Helotiales; Helotiaceae.